GAGGGCACAACCUAUUAAAAAAUUAGAAGCUACUUACAAGAAAUUUUUCACACGCUCGUUGAGAAAACAAAAAGCUACUACGGAAGAGGAUUCAACUGAAAAUCACUUACCAGUUAGAAGUUUUGGCACUCUCUUGUCCAAUAGAGAAGCCCGAAGGCAAAAUACAGAAAUUUCUGAUCUUGCAAGGAAGAAGUUGAAGGUUGAUAGGGCUCAUAAUGCUCCACUUUCCAUUUAUAAAGAUAGAAAUGAUUCUAUAGCCCACAGCCAUCAACCAUUAUCAAUGUCUGACAUGAGGACCUGGAACACACUUGGGACUCGAGCAGAAAGGAAUAAAGAAAAUGCAGCCAUCCCCACCAAGUGGGCAUCAAAUAAGAUUCCUCAAAGACCAGGGUCUAGCACUAGAGCAGCUGCAGCGAGUGCUUGUAUUGAGGUCUUUGUUGAUGAGGAAUGUGCAGAAUUACCAACAACAGCUAAACAGGAUGGGAAUCCCUCAACACUGCAUCUUAAACAGGGGGACAGUAGAGACAUUAAGAAUGAGACAGAGUUGCUGAAGGAAAACCCAUUACGCAAUUUCCCUCUAAGUAGUUUUCCUCGUUGAUUGGAAAACCCAUUAUUAUAUGGUUUAGCUUUACAUACGUUGAUCAGCUUUUGUCUCUUAAGCUUGAUUAUUGACAUACUUAACAAUUGGAUCCAUAAAUGCUGAUAGCUAUUGCAACCCUUAUUUUUAAUCAGAGAUGUGUUUCUAUUACCAAAUAAACAUGAUUUCCAUUUUCCUUA
Messenger RNA from Macadamia integrifolia, 777 nucleotides. Its product is annotated as mitotic spindle checkpoint protein BUBR1-like. Gene Ontology annotation, biological process: meiotic sister chromatid cohesion, centromeric; mitotic spindle assembly checkpoint signaling. Lineage: Eukaryota; Viridiplantae; Streptophyta; Magnoliopsida; Proteales; Proteaceae. Gene Ontology annotation, molecular function: protein kinase activity. The record is from RefSeq and is a predicted model, not a curated record.